This is a messenger RNA of Symbiodinium natans, 5214 nucleotides long. NCBI's taxonomy places the organism in Eukaryota, Dinophyceae, Suessiales, Symbiodiniaceae. The record is from the annotation of a GenBank genome assembly.
AUGGAUGCCAUCAAGGAGUGGCUGACGAAGCAUGGCUAUUCGGAUUUGCUGGAUUGGGCUUCGCAUGAAGGCCUGGAAACGGUGGAUGAUUUAGCCUUCUUCUUUACUGACACGCAUGUGCCGACAUCAGAGCCGCUCAAGGCUGCUUGGGUACAGGCAAGAGAGUGCAGAUCAGAUGGUUAUGUCAUUGCAAAAGACUUGCUGCAAGUCGGUCACAUAGCGUGCGGCCCACGGAUGCGCAAGCCUCAUGUGCGUGCUAAAGCGACGCAAGGUAUGCUCAAACCACUCACUGUAAAGGUUGAUUUCAUUCAGCGCCAGUUGCAAGUAAACCGAGCCAUUCAGUUGUCAAUGUCCUGGGCGCCAGCAUUUGGUGUCAAAGCUGGAGUGGUCGAUGAAGCCAUGUUGCAGCGACGUGUCAAGUCAUUGUCUGCGCGUCUAUUGGGAUUUGAGCCGCGUACGGUGAAAGCUGCGCUAGCUGAGUGGCAACGAUUGUGGAGCCAUGUCCGCAGUCAAAAUCCGCCCAGCGCAGCUCUUCAGUUCGGGGCUGGCGUCCCGGCAGUUCUUGUAGAAGAUUACAUCAACAUCUCCUCCGAAGGAAAAGGGACAUCUGUGCCGAAGGCAUGCUACGAUCGCUUGGCCUGGCUUGCCCGACACUUGCAAGCGCCUCUUGAUAUGGAAGCAGUUCCUGUGCCCCGCACUGUGCACCAGGCGGAGCUGCGCGAUUCUGGGGAGCGAGGGCAGGCUGUGCCGCUGGAGCCUUUUAUGGUGGGUUUCCUCUGCAGCCGUGCGCAAGAGGCCAGAACUCAGCAACUGGCAUCAGCGUGCGUCUUGUCUGUGAUGGUGGUCUUGGCGUUCAUGCCGCUGCGAUAUCGACAUGCUUUGCGCAUGGUGCCGGUCAGUAGGGCUCCAAAGUGGGUCUGUUUCUGGGUUUUUCGUGGUAAAGGCAGAAUCAAUGGCAUCAGGAAAGGAUUCAGUUGGUUCGUGCCGAGAUUGCCGGUGCUGGAAGAGUCAUUGCGCUGCAUCUGGGAUGGAUGGCACAGCACGCAAGCUUUGCCUUGCUACCAGGCAAGCCCGCCUGUUUUCAUUUGCCACAUUGAUGGUCGCGCUGUGUCCCUGUCUCAGUUCAAUGACAUGGCGCAGCGACAGCUGGCAGAUGUCUUGUGCGCGGAUUCGCCGCCCGUGUCUUCGUACUCCUUCCGACGCUGCGCUCCCACAGCGCUAGAUUGCCGCGGUGCCCCAUGGCCUGAGCGCUUUGAUGUGGGAGGGUGGCAGAUGGACGAGGCGGCAAUUCGCGAUCGCAGGGCAACCAGAAAUUCCAUGCCUUUCCGCUAUAGUGGCCAGCGCGAGGGGAACGAAGUGCAGAGCAAGGCGCUUCACGCUUUGACGUUCGCUGCUUCUUUGGAGGCGAACGUGUCGUCCUGGCAGGAUUUUCGGGCUUGGUGGACACGUCAGCCAGCGGCCACGGUGCAGUCCUGGCAAGAGGAGGCAGCAACCUACGCGGACUUCUCUGCGAAGGCGGAGUUUGCAGCACGGGCCCCAGGUCACCUGAAACACAUGGAAAAUCGAAGGUAUGUGCCUCGCCAGCCUUCUUUGCAGCCAUCGCGACCAUGUGGGAAGCGUGUCUUUGAUCCUCAGAGUUGGGUGUCAGCGGGCCGACGCGGCGCUCUCAUGCAUCUGUGCCGCGCGGAUGCUGUGGGCCCUGUAUGCUCAUGGCGUCAGAAGCUGAAGAACGGCGUCUUCAAAGGAAAAGCUUUGAGGUUUGACUCCUUGUCUGAGGACUCCUUUUUUUCUUGUAGCUUCGUAGUGGCCUUGUUCUUUGAGCAGCGCUCGCUCUCAGCCAGUAGCAUGGCUCUGACAGUGGCAGACCUGCAACCCCCAGCACAGCCUGCGGAUGACCCUUCCGAGCUCUUCAAGGAGCUGUGCCUCAAGUUCAAUGUCAAUGAAAAAGUCGGCGCCUUCUUAGUCAAUGAGGGAUGCCGUAGCCUUGAAGACUUUGCCAAGUUCGUCACGAAUGACGAUGAGGUUAGGGUCCAUGUGAUUGACAAAGUGCAGGAUUUGUCGAACAAGGGCGUGCAAACGGCUAGAGUUCGCAAAGCCUGGGCGGCAGUAGUCGAAGCUGUCCAGAAAGCAGCUGACCAGAAGCGCAAAGGUCUCGAAACCCCUGAGCUGGAAGCUUUGUUGGGCACAGAAGAGCUUGAGUCUCUUCACGUUGCCUUUUGGGGGCGCUAUCGGAUGAGGUAUCCGGCAGCUCGCACGCCGUCAGAUUUGCUGGUGUCAAAUCUCAAUCGCCUUUUCAAAAGCAGACUCCUCACCAUUCACAAAGUCCUCAAAGUCAAAUCGUUGGCAGCACAGCUCAGCGGUGAAAAGAAGCGCACCAAGGUCACGGAGGGUGUGCACAUUGUCCAUGCUGAAACGGUAGAGGACCAUGUCGAAGAAAAUGUAGCCAAUUUUUUGAUCCAGCUGGAGAUGCUGAUGGUGGCUUUCGCUAAAGCAGGCACGUUUGCGCCGCCUGAUGUCCCGACUUCUCCUGAAGAUGUGCAUUCUGACCCAUGCAGCUAUGUUUUUUGCCCGCUGGAUGUUUGCAUGGCGCAUUUUCAUAGGGUGCAGAAGUAUGUCAUGUCAAUGCCCGUGAGCCGCUUGCCAGAAAUCGUGACCAAAGAAGAGGAGGACAGGGCUCUCUGGUGUGAGCGGUUUCGGGGCAGCAAGCGCACGAUCGGCGCCGUCAUUCGAGAAGUCUACACUGAGAGGCAAGCAGUGUGGAGUUUGCCAAGCUCAGCUGACGUGCCACCUCCGCCUGCUGCGGAGCUUGAAAGCACCAGGAAGUCCAAGACUGUUUACUAUGCUACUGCGCUGAAGGAUGGCAAAGCCAUCUGCCAGGAUUGGAACCGUGGCCAGUGUGUCAAGUCGGGCCCUUGCCCCAAGAAGCAGCUGCACGUGUGCAAUGUGCAGGUAGGCGAGGGCGGGCCAGAGACUUCGCUUGGGGCCAGUCUGCAGUCUGGCAGUUGUGCCGCCGCGUUGCCACCAGCAGUCCAGCUGGAGUUUUGCCAGGAAGCCAUUGUCAGUGGUUUCCGCUUCAUGUUUCCGAGAGAAGCGCUGCAUGGCUUUGCAUUGCCCAUGCUGCAAGAUUUGUUCAACCAUCCGUUUUUCACGUUGUUUCACCAAUGGACUGCCGAUCAUCGAGUGGAUGUCAACACAAGUCACCUAACAGCAACUGCCAAGGUUCAGCCAAGCUUGGGAUUGCAGACAACAGUCCUGGCCCAAAAAGGUGCGUUGCCCAGCAAAGUUCUUCCUCACCAAAGCAAGGAAGCCCUAUUCCGAGCAUGCUGUAAAGCAUCCCAUGAGGAGAGGUUGCCGUUUGAUGAUUUGGCAUGCUCUGCAGAUUUUUCUUUUGCGGCGUGGUGUGCCAUUCAUUGCUUGCCGGUUUUGCGAGACCACCGCAAGUUAGGCCGCGACCUGCUGCAGGAAUUGUCGCGCCGCUGCCAGCCCCUAUCCCGCCAUUUGCGAAAAUUUUUGCAUCCGUCAAUCAACAGUGUGGCAGGGCACAUCCAUGUUGGGCUUAUUGCUGCCUUGAUAAUCCUCAUGAAGUGGCCGGACAGGACUCUGCCUCUGGGAUUUUUGCAAGGCUUUGCGUUGAUUGGUCAGCUUGAGACGGUCAGCAUCUGGACAGCAGUUGAUGAGGUUCCCGACAUCGAUGAGGCCACCUUGUGUGGCACAGGCCCAGCCGUGUUGCAGCAGUACGGCCGGAGACAUUUUGACCAGGAUGAGCUGCAAUUCCUUUGGGCCAGUUGCCAGAAGGAAGUGGCCAAUGGCAAAGCGGGCGCGCCUGUAACCGUGGAGUCGCUGGAUGUGGAAUAUGGCAAAGACUCUUGGUCUGUAGUGCCUGCCUUUGUGCAUACUCAGCCGGACGGGAAGCGCAGAGCAGUGACCAUGUUGCAGAGCACCCGCCUUUUCACAGCUGCAGAAGAUCUGCCGGAGGCGUACCGCAUUUUGCCAGUUCAUCCUCGGCAUCUCAGACACAACAACGUGGCUGUGCAACAUCCCCAAACAAAAGAGGUUCAUGUCUUUCCAUGUUGGGCCUUGUUGUUUGGAUUUGCCGCCAGCGUUUUUCAGUUUGAGAGAUUUUCCUUUUUCUUGGAGGCGGCUGGGAGGCGAGUCCUGCAUCUCAUGGUGAGCCUCUACGUGGACGACAGCCAUUUAGAUGAUUUGGAGUGUGCAGGAGGGCAUGGGCAAGCUCUGUGGAAAGAGUUGGCCACUGAGUGCGGCCAGUCCUUUAAAGAAGCCAAGGCUCAAGACCUCGCGCUGCAAAACGAUUUUUUGGGUAUUUCUCAUGACACCAGCGCUGCCUUCAGUUCAUGGACUGUCUCCUUUCAUGCCAAGCAGAGCCUUGUGGACAAAGCUGUUGGGUUGAUUCGCGCAAGGAUGGCUGCAGGCCGCACGACCCCUGCGCAGGCCUCCAAGAUUCGAGGCGUUUGCGGCUUCAUUGCCCUCGCGCAGUGGGGGCGUGUUGGUCGUGCUCCAUUUGGCCCCUUGCGCCGCAGGCAGUACAGUGACAAGCAUCCGUGGGACAAUUCGCGGGAGCUGUGCAGGGCGUAUAAUUUGCUCCUGAUGCUUUUGGAGUUCCAUGUGCCUAGAACAGUCAAAGUAACAGCCAGUGCGCUUGGUUUCCUGGUUGUGGCCUCGGAUGCGCAAGCUGAUUCAAACCCUUCGGGCGGUGUGCUGAUUUACGACCCUGUGACAGGUCACAAAGUGGGGGGGCACUUGCAGUUUCAGCAGCAACUUCUGGAAGCUUGGGGGUAUUCUCCUGCAGCGUUGCGGGCUGGAGCAAAUCCCAUAGCUUUGUGUGAGUGCUGCAUGUUGCCAAUUACCCUCAUGAAUUUUCGGAAUAUCUUCGCAGGAAGAGACGUUUUAUGGCUGUGCGACAACACGACUGCACUCUAUUCCAUUGUCAAGGGCACAGCUAGGGGUCCGCAGCUGGAUUGCAUCGUUGCGGUGUUUCAUUUUCUCUUGUAUUUCCUCAACGUCCGAUGCUGGCUCGAGUGGGUGGGCAGUAACAGCAAUUAUUCGGAUGGAAUCAGCAGAGAAUUGGACAAGGAUCCUUUCAGCACAGCUCAUGGCUUCGAGCUUCGGCCGAUGUGGUGCCCGCAAUCCUUGUGGUUCCAACCCUUGCGGGUGAUGUGGAAACGUUGUCAGCAGUUUGAAGUUAGUCACGUCUGA